CCCACGUUUUCUGCUGGUCUUCUCCAUUAAUUUCUCCCAAUGUCACUUUCAUUCACACCGGGGUGAGGGAGGGAAAACCCAAAAAGUUUUAAGCAAAGCACUAAGAAUGGACUUUUGACUACGAUGCUUCUGAAUUGUUUACAGUAUAAAAUGGGGAAAAUGUAAGUGUUGUUCAACGAAUUGGAAGACUAAUGUGGCAGGACAGGUAGGUAGUGGAGCUCUGCCUAAUAAAAGCUGCGUGCUCGUUACGCCUUUUACCCUUCUUGGCAGUAAUUGAAAAAUUUGCUUUUAAGAAAACGCGCAUUCCGUUUGAACGAGUUCUUCAACACGGUUACAUGUUUAUAUAUUCCCACUCUGUCUUCAUAUAAAAACAGGUCUUGGUCUUCUAUUUCCUGCAAACCCACAGAUUUUGUUUUGUGUUCUGGCGAAAGAGCGUUUUAAGCAUAUUGAAGUUGUUUUGUGAAGUGGGUUGACCUGGGAACAUGGCUUUUCUAAGCACUCGGGCUAUGCUGGUUUUGGGUGUAUCAAUGGCGGUCGCCCUCCACUGCGCUGCUGCGGCUACUUACACCGUGGGAGGCAGCACAGGGUGGGCUGUGCCCACUGCCAAUACGCUAUACACCAGCUGGGCUUCCAGUAACACCUUCAAAGUUGGAGAUUCACUCGUGUUCAACUUCGCUACAAAUGCCCAUGAUGUUCGUCAAGUGACUAAGACAAAUUACGAUAGCUGUAAUUCAACUGGUGCCUUGCAAACCUAUGCAACUGGACCUGCCACUGUUAAUCUCACAGCAUCAGGUCCUCAUUACUACCUCUGUAGCUAUCCUGGUCACUGCAGCGGUGGGCAGAAGUUAUCAAUCACAGUCUCAGCAGCAUCACCAUCACCAUCACCAUCCCCAGCAACAUCACCAGCCCCAUCACCAUCUUCAUCCUCAUCACCACCAUCAGCAACACCAACACCAACACCAUCCCCUUCAUCUUCAUCUUCGCCAUCCCCUUCAUCAUCAGCUUCACCUCCUCCAAUGGCUUCUGAAUCUCCCACUGGUACACCGACCACUCCUGCUGGUACUCCUACCUCUCCUGCUGGUACUGGUUCUACUCCCUCGGGUUCUGGUUCUCCACCUGCUUCCACUCCAACUGGUUCUACAUCAGAUGCUUCCUACCGUUCCAUUUCAUCACUAACUGCCUGGAUGGGCAUGCUCUGUGGUGCUGCUGCUGUAUUCUUUGUGCUAUAAGCAUAGAGCAGAAUAUGUCAUUCAUACACAAUCUUUAGAACCUGUAGGCAGGAUCCUUAGGGAAAAGAGUUUUUACUAUUUGUCUAUCUAUUUAUCCGAAUUGUGUUCUGGAUUAUCUUUAAGGACUGGUUCUUUGUCUUUGAAGAUUCUGAGCAGCUUUCUUCUACACAUAUUUGUUAUUCUGACAUUAUUUGUAUGACAUUCCUUUUGAUUUUGUACUGUA
Molecule: messenger RNA, 1452 nt
Organism: Cryptomeria japonica (Japanese cedar)
Lineage: Eukaryota; Viridiplantae; Streptophyta; Pinopsida; Cupressales; Cupressaceae
Product: cucumber peeling cupredoxin
Exons: 2
Coding region: 483-1229 (248 amino acids)
Cellular component (GO): plasma membrane
Molecular function (GO): electron transfer activity
Source: RefSeq, a predicted model, not a curated record